Messenger RNA from Cavia porcellus (domestic guinea pig), 1020 nucleotides. RefSeq names its product cholesterol side-chain cleavage enzyme, mitochondrial-like. Gene Ontology annotation, biological process: cortisol metabolic process; cellular response to peptide hormone stimulus; C21-steroid hormone biosynthetic process. Lineage: Eukaryota; Metazoa; Chordata; Mammalia; Rodentia; Caviidae. The record is from RefSeq and is a predicted model, not a curated record. Gene Ontology annotation, cellular component: mitochondrial inner membrane. Gene Ontology annotation, molecular function: cholesterol monooxygenase (side-chain-cleaving) activity; iron ion binding; heme binding. Bases 1 to 789 code for a protein of 262 amino acids. The transcript has 6 exons.
AUGGACUUACAGUGGCCACCCACAGAGUCAGACUCAAGCAGGAACCAGGUGACUGCAGCAGUGCUGAGAUUAAAACUGGGUAGCUGUGUUGGGAAUGUCACUGUGGCCUUCAAGUACCCCGGCAUCCUCUGCAGCUUGCUAGCCAGCAACAAACUGCCCUAUGAGAACAUUCAGGCCAAUGUCAUCGAGAUGCUGGCAGGUGGUGUGGACACGACAUCCAUGACCCUGCAGUGGAACUUGUAUGAGUUGGCGCACAACCUCAAGGUGCAGAGCAUGCUUCGGGCUGAGGUGCAGGCCGCCCGGCGUCAGGCCCAGGGGGACAUGACCAAGAUGCUGCAGCUGGUGCCUCUGCUCAAGGCUAGCAUUAAGGAGACUCUGAGGCUGCACCCCAUCUCCAUAACCUUGCAGAGAUAUAUUUCGUGUGACUUGGUUCUCCGUGAUUACUUGAUUCCUGCCAAGACACUGGUGCAGGUGGCCAACUAUGCCAUGGGCCGGGAACCCAGCUACUUCUCCAACCCCAUCACUUUCAACCCAAGCCGAUGGUUGGACAAGGACAAAAACCUCACCCACUUCCGGUACCUGGGCUUCGGCUGGGGGGUGCGGCAGUGUCUGGGCUGGCGGAUUGCAGAGCUGGAAAUGACCAUCUUCCUCAUCUAUGUGCUGGAGAACUUCAGGAUUCAGUUGAAGCAGUUCAAAGAUGUGGGCACCAAGUUCAACCUCAUCCUCGUGCCUGAGCAGCCCAUCUACUUCACUUUCCUGCCCUUCAAAGAGGACACGGCCCAGGUGUGAUCACAGGUGGUGUCCCUGACCUCUACCAACCAGGCUGCAAUUGUGUGGGUAGAUGGCUGAGUGGGUGCCACUGGGCCUUGCACCUGUGGUGCUGUGUCCCCACUCCUUCAGGGCAGGUGGUUUGGCUCAGUGGCCACCUGGGCCAGCUCAGAGCCGUCUUUCUGUCACCUCUGGCCCACUCUUCUCCAUCUCCUGCCCUGGAGUGGGAAGACAAUAAAUGGCUGAACUAUG